AUGCGUGAAAAAUUUCAAUUUUUCAAAAAUCACCACACGAAAAACAAAAAAGAUGCCGUGCUCUUCUCAUUGGACGAAAAUGAAGGUAUUUGCUCACCUGACCUUUUUCCCCAAAAAAAAAAAAAAAAAAAAAAAAAAAAAUUUUUUUUUUUUUAUUUAACACAAAAAAAUUGUCAAGGACCAUCAAAAGGGUACUUCAUAGAGACAUUUUUAUUUUAUUUUAUUUUAUUUUUUUUCCCUGAGCUCCCCAUCAAAAUUGAUAUAAAUAUUUUGAAAUAGAAAUUUGUUGUCUGCGUCUCUCAGCUCUCCAAAGUACUGUACUUUUCCCGCCGAAUUUUUCAAGAGCUUGAAUAAUAUUUGUGCUCUUCUUUUUCUUCUUGUUGAGAAAAAGAAAAAAGAUGAGCGCAUCACUUUUUUUUUGUCACAAAGAGGAACUUUUUGAAACUGUGCAGACUUUUUUUUUUUGAAUUUUCUAGGCUCUUGGAAAAUUUUUAAAAUUUUUGUAAAAAAAAAUUCACUGUUUCAAAAUUUGAUAAAAAUUUUUUGUAGGCUAAUUUUCGAUUCUUGUUGGACUUUAUUGAUUUUUUUUUGAAUUUUCUAGAAUUUUGGGAAAUUUUUGAAAAUUUUGUAAAAAAAAAAUUCACUGUUUCAAAUUUUGGACAAUUUUUUCUCGAAACUUUCAUUUGUAAUCCGUGGCAAUUACUGUUAAGGAAAAAAUGUACCGUUUUUUUUGAAGUUUCGAAAAUUUCUUUAUACAUUUUUUGAAACAGUGAAUUGUUUUUUUUUCUACGAUUGUUUUGGACCUCAGACUUAUUCUAAUGUGGACCUUCUAGAUAUACUCAUCAAAAUUUCCACCUUUGAAAAAUUAUCUAUCAAAUUUUUGAAACGUAUUUCUCCAAGAUUUUUUUAUCUGAAAAUAUUCGAGAAUUUUUUUUUAAUUUUUUGGAUUUUAUACUGUAAAAAAUCACUGUUUCAAAAUUUCUCCAAAAUAUUUUCCAUUUCAUUUUUUUCAGACAUGACUUCAGUCUCAAUCCGCGUCCGAAACGAUGAUGGAAAUGAUGUUGUGGUUUCACCCACCGAUGGUGUAGAAAACACCAAUGUGAGUUUUUUGACUUAUUUCAAACGACACUCCGCAAUUACGCAUUUAUCUAUUUUUUUUGCAGAAUUUAUCUCGUCGGAACAGUCGACGAGAUUCUUCCACACCUGGUUCAUCAAUUCGAAGAUCUCGACCUUCUUCUACGUUUUUCAAUGACACUUGUGAUGUUAAUGAUAUGGUUCCGAUUACUAGGGUUAGUUUUGAGUUGGGGGGAAAUUUGGGAAAUUUUUUAAAAAAAUUUGAAACAGUGA
Molecule: messenger RNA, 1347 nt
Organism: Caenorhabditis angaria
Lineage: Eukaryota; Metazoa; Nematoda; Chromadorea; Rhabditida; Rhabditidae
Source: the annotation of a GenBank genome assembly